Messenger RNA from Bombus pyrosoma, 2086 nucleotides. Its product is annotated as ATP-dependent RNA helicase dbp2-like. Gene Ontology annotation, cellular component: cytoplasm; ribonucleoprotein complex; nucleus. The record is from RefSeq and is a predicted model, not a curated record. The transcript is spliced from 6 exons. NCBI's taxonomy places the organism in Eukaryota, Metazoa, Arthropoda, Insecta, Hymenoptera, Apidae. Gene Ontology annotation, molecular function: RNA helicase activity; RNA binding; ATP binding. The coding region runs from base 95 to 2020 and encodes 641 amino acids.
CGACGCCAUGAUAUUUGUUUCACAGAUCCUCUUCGAACCGUAUAACGAGAACGCGUAGUAGAAAGUAGAACAUACUUUUGCUUGGUUCUUGUUAAUGGUACGUGUUUCUAUUAAGGAAAAUCACCGUAAUUCUGAUUUUGAAGCAAUAAGUAUCUUUAUGAGAAUGGCGUAUCGCGAUCGUGAACGUAGUGAUAGAAGAGGAGGAGGAGGAGUACGCGGAGGAGGUCGUUUUGGUGGUCGAGAUGGAAGUAGUGGAAGUGGGAGAUUUGGUAGUAAUUCCAAUAGAGAUAGUAGUUUUGGAAACAAUAAUUUUAAAAACCGGCAACCUGGAGAACGGCUUCGUAAACCAAGAUGGGAUAUGGGUACAUUACCACCAUUUAGGAAAGAUUUCUAUCAACCUCAUCCUAAUGUUACAACUCGAAGUUCACAUUUAGUUGAAGCUUAUCGUUCAGAUAAAGAAAUUACUGUAAAAGGAACAAAUGUGCCAGGGCCAAAUAUAUUUUUUGAGGAAGGUGGAUUUCCAGAGUAUGUGUUAAAUGAAAUUCGUAGACAAGGUUUUGGAGAACCAACUGCAAUUCAGGCACAAGGGUGGCCUAUUGCUUUAUCUGGACGUGAUAUGGUUGGAAUUGCUCAAACUGGGUCUGGGAAAACAUUAGCAUAUAUUUUACCAGCAAUAGUACAUAUAAAUCAUCAACCAAGAUUAAAUAGAAAUGAUGGUCCUAUAGCUUUGAUUUUAGCACCAACAAGAGAACUUGCACAGCAAAUUCAACAAGUUGCAUCAGAUUUUGGUAUCUCGUCACAAGUAAGAAAUACAUGUAUUUUUGGUGGAGCUCCAAAAGGCCCUCAAGCUCGUGAUCUUGAACGAGGUGUUGAAAUUUGCAUAGCAACACCUGGACGACUUAUUGACUUUCUAGAACGUGGUACAACAAAUUUACGUAGAUGCACGUACUUAGUACUUGAUGAGGCUGACAGAAUGCUUGACAUGGGUUUUGAGCCACAAAUUAGAAAAAUUGUAGAACAAAUCCGACCUGAUCGACAAACUCUUAUGUGGUCAGCAACAUGGCCAAAGGAAGUUCGCAAUCUUGCAGAAGAAUUUUUAACUGACUAUAUACAAAUUAAUAUUGGUUCUCUACAAUUAGCUGCUAAUCAUAAUAUUCUUCAAAUUGUUGAUGUAUGUGAAGAAUAUGAAAAAGAGGGUAAACUUAUGAAACUUUUAGAAGAAAUAUCAAAUGAACCAGAGAAUAAAACUAUUAUUUUCGUUGAAACUAAGAGGAAAGUAGAUGAUAUAACACGUGCAAUUAAUAGGUAUGGAUGGCAAGCAAUUGGCAUCCAUGGAGAUAAAAGCCAACAAGAAAGAGAUUAUGUAUUAAAUCAGUUCCGGAAUAGCAGAUCUGCCAUUCUAGUAGCUACAGACGUUGCAGCAAGAGGAUUAGAUGUGGAAGAUGUUAAGUUUGUGAUAAAUUUGGAUUAUCCAUCCAAUUCUGAAGACUAUGUACACCGGAUUGGUCGUACAGGACGUUCACAGCGUACGGGAACUGCGUACGCAUUUUUCACUCCUGGUAACGCACACAAGGCUAGUGACUUAAUUCAAGUUUUAGAAGAAGCAAAACAAGUUGUAAAUCCCAAACUAUAUGAAUUAUCGAGGAAUCCAGGCAUUUAUAAAAGAGGUCGUUAUGGGGGACGUAGUGGAGGUGGUGGAGGACGUGGUUCUGGGGGCCGUGGCGGCACUUCCCGUGGUUCGCGUGGUGGUCGCGACGGAGAGAGAGGUGGCAGAUUUGAUCGUUCUAAUGGCGGUGGAGGAGAUCGAGGAAAUAAAUGGAAUGGUAAUAAUAGCAGUAUAACGUCAAAUAAAAAUUGUGGUGUGGGAGGAGGCAACUACAAUAGUAAAGCAUUUUCUCAAAACAAUUAUGGAGGGGGGUCUGGUGGUGGUUCCAGCGGUUAUAGUCAAAAUGGUGGAUAUGGAGGCAGUGGAGGAGGAGGUGGAGGUGGCAGUAAUUAUAGACAACAAAAUGGCUAUUAAUUACAAAAUAAUUCGUUUUGAAUGAAUGUUUUAUGUAAUAUAGUAAAGAAAUGUAUACAAACUAAA